AUGUCGGUGGGAGGUUGUGAGGAACUCGCCAUCACACAAACAAAGGGAGAACGAAAAGAUGCGAGGGGAAGGAAGCCUACUGGAGGAAUAUCGCCGGAACACAGACAAAGAAACACCGAAAAACUCAAAGACGGGAAGGAAGCUUACUGGAAGGUUGUCGGAGGAGCAGGAAAGGAAGAAUAUCGUCGGAGGAGCACAGAGACAGAGUCGCCAGAGAACACGAAGAAGAAAGUGCGCAAAGGCGGCGACAAGCCCGGGUUUAUAAACCUCAGGAGGAAGGUUAUGGAAAACAUUGAAAAAAAGGUUGAGCAAAACAUUUCUGCACCUUUGUCAUCGGACACUAAUGCAUCUGCAACCGCUCAUUUUAAUCCUAAUACUCAAGCUGUGGAGGGUUCUGACUCAUCAUCGAAGCCACACCUUCACCAACGAAUUAAUGUUCAUGAACCCGAAUCAGUGGUUGAGCCUGAAGAAAUUCCAGAGCAUGAAAAUGAAAAAAGAAAUUCUGUUGAAGUCAGUGUUGAGAUCAGUAUUGAUUCUUCCUCCUCCACCGACUCAAGUAAUGCUGAAGAGAGAUCCACAAUGCAACCUUUCGAACUCAAUCUCCAGAAGGAUUUCAGACAAGCAAAAAAGAACUUGUUGGAGUCUACUAAAUCAUUUAAACGUGGAGAAGUUGUCGAUUCAAACAGAGGAGUAAUUGAUACUGCAGUACCUUUCGAAUCUGUUAAGGAAGUUGUGACCAAGAUUGGAGGAAUCCUUGAUUGGAAAGCUCAUAAGGCAGAUACAUUGAAGGAGUUUGGUUCUGUAAAAGGACGAAGCUUUCGCCAUUGUAGGAUCCCGGAGUCUGGCUCUGUACGAAACCAAAAUCAAGUUAUUUCCGAACUUGAGAGAAUUCACAUAGAAAUUUCUGAGUGCAAAGGGCAAUUUGAAGCUGCACAAGAGGCUAAAAUCCAAGCAUUGAGGGAGCUAGAAGUCACUGAGAGUAUCAUAGAAGAACUACAGUUGAAGCUUGAGAAAGCCCAAAAAGAAGAGCCCCGAGCAAAACAAGACUCUGAGCUGACCCAGCUGAGGGUGAAAGAAGUGGAGCAAGGUAUUACUAGUGAAGCCAGCCUCGUCACUAAAGCACUGCUUGAGGUAGCCAAAGAAAGACAUGAAGCGGCUGUUGUGGAACUGGCAUCAGUAAAGGAGGAACUAGAAGCCUUACGAGGGGAGAAGCCUUUAUUGAUCAAUGAAAGAGAUGUAGCAAUGAGUGAAACUCAGGAAGUUGUUUCUUUAGCAAAAGAACAUAGAAUUGGAGAAUCCUUGUCAAGAAAUGAAGAUUACUUGAGAUGGAAAAAGGAACUUAAAAUGACUGAAGAGGAAAUGCAUGAGCUUGAUCGACAACUUGCAUUGACAAAGGAUCUUAGACACAAACUAGAUACGUCAACAAAAUUACUACAGUCACUCAAGGAUGAUCUAUCGAAGUACAUGAGCGAAAAGUUGAAACAAGAUUCUGAGAACAAUGACAAAGAGAAAUCAGAUGAUGAAACAGACAAAAGUGCGUACCAAAUUCAGGCACUAGAUACAACAAGAAAGUCACUUGAAGAAGUGAGGAUUAGCAUGGUGAGAGUGAAAGCUAAAGUGGACUGUCUUAGUGUUGAAGCUGUAUCACUCAAGUCUGCACUUGAUGCUGAGAAAGCAGCUAUUUCGACGUUAAAGCAGAAGGGAGGUGCGGCAUUGAUAGUAGUUUCUUCUCUUGAAUCUGAUCUUGAUAGGACAAAACAAGAACUUGAAGUGGUGAAGAUAAUGGAAAGGGAAACCAAAGACAAAAUGAUGGUGCUGCCAAUGUUGUUACAUCAAAAGACGGAGGAAGUAGAUCAAGCUAAGGCAGCUGCUCUGAUGGCAAGAAAACAGCUACGAAAAGCCAAGGAGGAAGCGGAGCUGGCAGAAGCCUCCACGAGCACAAGGGGCAAAUUACUGGUAGCUCUGAAGGAAAAAGAAGCGGCUCAAGAAUCAGAGAACGUUGCAUUAACAGCAGCUAAAGUGUUGCAGGAGAGUGCGCAGACUGCACAAAUCGGGGGCAAGGACUCUCUGCCACAUCUGAUCCUUCCACCAGAUGAAUACUUGACUCUCAAUAAAAGAGUCCAUGAAGCUGAGGAACUCGCACACAAUAAAUUGGCAGCCGCCGUCGCACAAAUUGAUGAGGCUAAGAUAUCACAAAACAUUAGUAUAGAGAGAUUAAAAGAAGCAUGUAGAGAGUUGGAAGAGUGUAAAGAAGCCUUUAAAGUGGCGAAUGACAAGGCAAAGAAGGGCCAGGAAGAAAAAUUGGCUGCAGAACAGGAACUGAGGAAAUGGAGAACCGAACUUGAACAGCGAAGAAAAGCUAACGAUGCAGUUAAAGCUUCAGUGGCUCCCCUGAGAAGUCCACCAACUGUGCAAAAUGAUGAACUCAAGAGCAUGAGAAUGGAAGAAAAUGAUGAUGUAGUUCAUGCUGGGCCAGGAGAGAUUGAGACUGGUGUGGUAGUUAAGAAGAAGAAAGCAUUCUUUCCAAGAUUAGCUCAUCUCUUGCCCAAGAAAAGCACCCAGCAAGUGAACUCACGGGGGCCAUUUGCAUGCUUGCAUGCUUACUAUUUCGAAGCUUGACCUUGUUUGU
Molecule: messenger RNA, 2629 nt
Organism: Zingiber officinale
Lineage: Eukaryota; Viridiplantae; Streptophyta; Magnoliopsida; Zingiberales; Zingiberaceae
Product: protein WEAK CHLOROPLAST MOVEMENT UNDER BLUE LIGHT 1-like
Exons: 3
Coding region: 1-2619 (872 amino acids)
Source: RefSeq, a predicted model, not a curated record